AUGGAUGUUGAUAUACCAUCAGACCAAUGGGAUAGCGAGGGACUGAGUGAUGACAAUGGAUAUGACGAAUUCGGACGUCUAAAGCGCUCCAGCAAUUUUGACGCACAUACCAUCGUGGAAGCUGGCUACCAAUCGUCUACCGGAGACUCUUCGGAUUCCGAACACUAUGAGGCGAACCAGUUCAUUGAUGAUGAGGCUGUUCUCUCGUCCAUCAAUCGAUCUAAUAGAAGGUCGGCUGCCAGGAAAGGAAAGAACAUCAGACGCGGCCCAAGGAAGCCGGUGGAGCCGAGUGUAGAAUUCAAGGACCUACAUUCAGCCGCUACUUUGGCUUUUAUUGAUACCGACUAUGACCGUGCCAUUGUGCUCGUGAAACAAGCAAUUCAGAUAAACCCUGAAAUGUUUGUGGCGCAUUCCUUACUUUCUGAAAUUUUUCUAGCCCAAGGUCACAAGAGCAAAGCACUGGCUGCCCUGUUUAGCGGUGCUCAUACCAGGCCCAAGGAUCCAGCGGUAUGGUUAAAAGUUGCGAAAAUGAUUUCAGAGCAUGCCGGGGAUGAUAAAACGGCGGCAUUACAAGAUAUGGUCUACUGCUACAGUCGCGUGAUCGAGAUUGAACCGAAAAACUAUGGUAUGCGUUUCGAGAGAGCUUCGUUGUAUCGUCAAUUGAAUCACAACGGAAGAGCUAUUCAAGAAUAUGAAAAGCUUCUAAAAGAUGUUCCCCAUAACACACCUGCAUUGCGACAACUUGCCGAAGCUUACAUAGAUUUAAAUGAUGUUGAAAGAGCAAAGACACUGUACGAUGAAAGCAUUUCUUACUAUUCAUCCCUCCCCCUGGAAAAUGCAACCGAUUUCGACUGGUCGGAUGUCAACAUUUAUGUAGAGCUGUUUGGAUACCAGAAGGACUUUUGGGGAGGCUUGCGCGCUCUGAGGUCUCUCUCACGAUGGCUACUUGGGCGAAAGGAUGAAACAGAAUGGGAUUUACUAUGGGAAGAUGAUCGUGAAUGGGAUGCCGAGGAUCAUCCUCGCCGCAUCGAUACACGUUGGUUUACCCCUUGUAAAUACCCCUUAGAAUUGUACGGUCUUGGGCUCCCCCUCGAACUUCGGGUGAAACUCGGGAUCUACCGAUUAAAAAUGGGGGUUGAAUUUAGGGACGAGGCAUUGACCCACUUCAUGUGGUUACAACCGGAAGAAACGGGCCCAGGCUCCAAGUUAUAUGACUAUGGAGACCUUUUUCGCGAGGCUGCAGACGCCUUGAAAGACGCGGGGUUCCAUGCAGACGCCCUCCUGUUCUACUACCCUCUCCAAUACACCCAAGAAUUUGCCGAUACUAGCCUUUUUAUGGCUAUGGCGGAAUGCUACAUGGCUUCCCAUGACGACGCUGCGACUGAGAGUUGUCUUCUAACAGUAGCAGAAUACGACCCAAUGAAUAUUGAAGCAAGGGCAAAACUCGCAAAAUUUUACGAGCGCUGCAACAUGAUGGACCAGGCGCUGAAAUACGUUACUGAGGCCAUAGAGCUCGGGAGACAGGAAUCAAUACCGAUCCGGAAACGGAGGGGAAAUCCUAGUUCUCGGAUAGAACACCUCGUUAAGGAAUUUCGUUCUCUUGAAUCUGGUGUCACUGAUCAAGGUAUAGGGCCAGAGAACCUAUUAUUAUCAGAAUAUGGCGGGAUUGGCUCUCUAUAUUCUACUGGGCAAGCCGGGCUUCCAAAUUCAACGGAACGCGGCUUCAACAAUAAAGUAACACCGAGCUCGGAGCACGUGCGUUAUUUAUAUCAAAAGCUGUUGGAAUUUCAGCCUAGUAUGAGAGCUGGGGGUGAAGAAGAAACAGAAGAUUGGCUAGAUAUUGCUGAUGCACUGCUGAGGAAUUUUCGUUCAAAUCGACUUUUCUUUCCUCUUCAGAAACAGGAGGUGUUUACAGGGUAUUCCAGAAUUUCUCAAAGUAACCCUGAAGGACUAAAGGGGGCAGAUAUAAUGGAUGAAAUAUAUGAAAUGGCAGGUCGUAUCCAGGCUGCAACAGGCACCGCUGAACUUGACCCAGAAUUAAUACCUACAGACUACCAUGGUAUUGCCUUUGAUGCUUGGCUUGACAUAUUUCUCGAAUACUCGCUCGUUCUUGCUGGCCAAGGCAGCGCAGAAGAAGCGUUUGAUUCUCUGUCGGCUGCGGCUCAUGCAAAUGUUUGGUAUUAUUCAAAGCCAUCUACCCGUCAAAUUUACGUUUGUUGGUUUAGUGAGUAUUUCUUCGGUCUGUUGACCUAUAUGAGUAUCAAAUUUAAUACUUCUGUAGCUUGCGCAAUUCGACUUCAGGAUGAAGAAGUUUUAGCAACGGUUGCUCGGUGGUUUAUGAAGGAGUAUCAAUUUGUUACUGAUACAUAUCGACUCUUCGCGACUUUAAGCCGGUUAUGUGGUGACCCUCGAAAAUCUCUAUUUCACUCUUCUCCAAGCAUGAAAUUUAUGCUUCGCCAGGUUAAGGCGAUUGACUAUACCAUUCCUGAAGAUAAUUCGACUCCAAAGGCUGAUCGCCCACUGCCUACUUUUUUCGCCGAACGAGCAAGCUUAUCAACAAAGGACGAGUUUGGUAACCCAAUGGCCGCUGAAGAAAUGGACGUAGCCCUGCUUGUGUUGUAUGGCCAUAUUCUAUAUGCCGGAAACAGCUUCACCAACGCCCUUAACUACUUUUUCCGCGCCUAUGCACUUGACCCAGACAAUCCCGCUGUUUUAUUAUCAAUCGCCCUUAGUUAUAUACACCAUUCCCUUAAGCGCCAGUCUGACAACCGACACUAUCUCAUUAUGCAGGGAUUGUCGUUCAUGCAGGAGUACCAGAAAAUUAGAAGUUUAAGUAGCGUUCCUCAAGAAAGACAAGAAGUGGAGUUCAAUUUCGCACGAAUAUGGUACAUGCUGGGUUUAGCACAUCUGGCCAUUGAAGGCUUUGAGAGAUGUCUGAGUUUAAGCGAAGAGGUACAGGCUGAAAACACGAAACAGAAAUUGCUGCGUAAACACGAUAGAGAUAAUGGUAUCCAUGUCUACGGGGAAGACUACACUCGUGAGGCGGCAUAUGCAUUACAGUGCCUCUAUACCUUCGGUGGGAAUACAGAGAUGGCUACAAAGGUUACGGAAAAAUGGCUGGUUCUCUGA
Molecule: messenger RNA, 3129 nt
Organism: Ophidiomyces ophidiicola
Lineage: Eukaryota; Fungi; Ascomycota; Eurotiomycetes; Onygenales; Onygenaceae
Gene: TFC4
Product: transcription factor TFIIIC subunit tfc4
Exons: 4
Coding region: 1-3129 (1042 amino acids)
Biological process (GO): transcription by RNA polymerase III
Cellular component (GO): transcription factor TFIIIC complex
Molecular function (GO): protein binding
Source: RefSeq, a predicted model, not a curated record